Molecule: messenger RNA, 831 nt
Organism: Amaranthus tricolor (Joseph's coat)
Lineage: Eukaryota; Viridiplantae; Streptophyta; Magnoliopsida; Caryophyllales; Amaranthaceae
Exons: 2
Coding region: 1-831 (276 amino acids)
Biological process (GO): DNA integration
Molecular function (GO): nucleic acid binding
Source: RefSeq, a predicted model, not a curated record
AUGGGACCAUUCCCAUCCUCCUAUGGGAAUAGCUAUAUCUUGCUGGCAGUUGACUAUGUGUCAAAAUGGGUAGAGGCUAUUGCAUCUCCUACCAAUGAUGCGCGCGUGGUUACCAAGUUCUUCAAGAAACGCAUUUUUCUGCGUUUCGGCGCACCGAGGGUAUUGAUUAGUGAUGGAGGCCAACAUUUUUUGGAAAAGAGAUUUGAAGGUGUAUUAAAGAAAUAUGGGGUUUAUCAUAAGAUUGGUCUAGGCUAUCAUCCGCAAACUAGUGGCCAAGCUGAAAUCAGCAACCAAGAGAUCAAGAGCAUUUUGGAGAAGACGGUUGCAAGAACAGUAUUCAAAACCCCUAUUGGAACCACACCAUACAAGUUAGUCUAUAAGAAGUCGUGCCAUUUACUAGUAGAGCUUGAACAUAGAGCAUUUUGGACAAUCAAAGCCCUUAAUUAUGAUCUACUGCGUGCUGGUGAGAAGAGGUUGUUAGAUAUCAACGAACUUGAUGAGAUACGCUUGGAUGCGUAUGACAGUUCAAGGCUAUAUAAGGAAAAGACCAAGCGAUGGCAAGACAAGGGUCUUACCGGAAGGAACUUUGAAGUUGGACAAUUGGUGUUAUUAUUCAACUCCCGUUUGAGGUUAUUUCUAGGGAAACUGAAGUCACAUUGGAUGGGUCCAUUCAAGAUCACGAGGGUAUUCCCCUAUGGUUUCAUUGAGCUGUCAAAUGCGAAAGGGGAAACAUUCAAGGUGAAUGGUCAAUGUGUUAAACACUAUCGCGCAGGUGAGCCUUUUGUAGGGCCAGUGGUAAUGCCGCUUGAGUCCCCAUGUGUUCUCAAUUAA